UCAGUCAGUGGAACAUUUUAAUUUCCUCUAUGGUGAACUGUCAAAUAAAUUGAGUGUUGCUUUUUAUUUCUAACACUGUUUUUGCUUUGAGUUGAUCUGUUUCUAGGUGAAUAAAUAUUGGAAAAUACAUAAAAAUCUACUAAAUCAAAUAUUUCGAAUUGAGAAGGAAUUGCAACGAAUGAUUUAAUUCCAAAACCAAUUGUGUUUCGACGGAUAAAAAAUGAUGAAAUUGUUCGCAUUGAUAGUGCCACUUGUUGCCGUUUUCAACCGAUUGCUGGCAGAAAGUGCGCAAAAUGAUAGGUCCAAAAUGGUCGAGCUAUUUGAUGCAAUCGAAAAUGAUUCUAUAUCAACAAUCGAAUAUUUGAUCCGGGGAGGAAUGAAUAUGAGCUUACGAUUUGACACUGGAGAUACUCCAAUCCAUGUGGCUGCAAGUUUUGGUCGUGCGAAUGUCACAAAAAUCCUCAUCAAACACGGUGCAGACCUCAGUGCUAAAACACAUGAUGGAUAUACCGCUCUUCAUAUUACUGCAUACAAGGAUUAUGCGAAAAUCACCGAAUACCUCAUCGAACAUGGUGCUGACGUUGAUGCGAAAAGCAGCGGUGGAUAUACAUCCCUCCAUUUGGCUGUGACGUAUGGUUCCGUGAAUGUCACAGAAGUCCUCAUCAAACAUGGUGCUGACAUCAGUGCUAAAAAUCAAAAGGGAAAUAUGCCAAUUCAUCUUGUGAGCCAAUUUGAUCAUGUUAAAGUUGCAGAAAUGCUCAUCGAACACGGCGCCGAUGUCAAUGCAAUUGGAUUUGAUAAUUGGACACCACUUCAAGUAGCUUCACGAAAAGGUUCGGUGAAAGUAUCAGAAGUCCUCAUCAAAAAUGGUGCUGACAUUAGUGCUAAAACAGCAAAAGGAAAUAUGCCACUGCAUUUAGCUGCACAAUAUGAUCAUGUGAAAAUCGGAGAAAUCCUUCUUAACCAUGGAGCUAACAUCAGUGGGUUUAGCACUGAUGGAUUCACAGCACUUCAUCUAGCCGCUCAAAAUGAUAAUGGGAAAGUCGCAGAAAUGCUCAUUGAACACGGUGCCGAUAUUAAUGCAACAGGACGCGACAAUUGGAUGCCAAUUCAUAUGGCUGCACAGAAUAAUUCCGUGAACGUUGCAGAAAUCCUUCUCAAUCAUAGUGCUGACAUCAGUGCUAAAAACAAUGAUGAAUACAAUCCACUUCAUAUUGUUGCUCAAAAUGAUAAUGCGAGAGUCGCAGAAAUUCUCAUCAAUCAUGGUGCUGACGUGAAUGCUACAGCAAACAGUGGAAAUAUGCCACUUCAUGUCGCUGCAAAAUAUGGUCAAAUAAAAGUCGCAGAAAUUCUCAUUAAACGCGGCGCUGGCAUCAAUGCCAAAAAUGAUUUGGGACACACGGCGCUCCGUAUCGCUAUAUCCACCGGUAAUGCGGGCUUCACUCUAUUCCUCAUUGAACACGCUGCCGACGUAAAUAUUAAAGACAAUGAAGGAAGUAUGUUACUUCAUAUCGCUAUGCUAUCGGAUGAAGCUGAUUUGAAUACCGUUAAAUUUCUAAUUGAAAACGGAGCCAACGUUAACGGUACAGAUAACAAGAAUGGAUUCACACCACUUCAUUUGGCUGCACAAAAUGAUCAUAUGAAAGUCGCAGAUUUCCUCAUUAAACACGGUGCUUACAUUAAUGCCAAGGGCAUAAAGAAAU
This is a messenger RNA of Sitodiplosis mosellana (orange wheat blossom midge), 1703 nucleotides long. RefSeq names its product ankyrin-3-like. NCBI's taxonomy places the organism in Eukaryota, Metazoa, Arthropoda, Insecta, Diptera, Cecidomyiidae. Gene Ontology annotation, molecular function: protein binding. The annotation marks the transcript as partial. The transcript has 18 exons. Gene Ontology annotation, cellular component: cytoplasm; nucleus. The record is from RefSeq and is a predicted model, not a curated record.